GGCGGGGACAGCAGCGACCACUCCAGUUCCCCCUCUCGCCGCCGCUGUAGUGACGUCAGACUGGCGCACGGACCUUCCCUGCAGCAGGGCCCCUGCGGUAGACCUUCUUUUUCCGCGGCGGAAGCUGCCGGCGUCGGUGCUUAACAGUGCGUGGCCUUCCGUAGCCAGGGUUCCGGCCCGCGAGCUCCCGGCAGCCGCGCGCCAUCUUCACCGAGCGCCAUGGUGGCGGCCGGCGGGCCGGAAGCGGCUGAACGCUGCGCUCUGUUCAGCCUCCUUUUGCUUCUGCUGAUCGCGGGCUCUGCCCGGGGCUGGAAAGACCCUGACAGAAUAUUGUUGCGGGAUAUAAAAGCUCUUACUCUCCACUAUGACCGCUAUACUACUUCCCGUAGGUUGGAUCCGAUCCCACAGUUGAAAUGUGUUGGAGGCACAGCUGGAUGUGAUUCUUACACCCCCAAAGUCAUACAGUGUCAGAACAAAGGCUGGGAUGGUUAUGAUGUACAGUGGGAAUGUAAGACCGAUUUAGAUAUCGCGUACAAAUUUGGAAAAACUGUGGUGAGCUGUGAAGGCUAUGAAUCCUCUGAAGACCAGUAUGUACUGAGAGGUUCCUGUGGCUUGGAGUAUCACUUAGAUUACACGGAACUUGGCCUGAAGAAAUUGAGAGAGUCUGGAAAAAACCAUGGCUUUAACUCUUUCUCUGAUUAUUUUAACAAGUUGUACUCCCGAGAAUCUUGUAGCAUCAGUGGAGUGCUUACCAUUGUGGUGCUACUUGCUAUUGCCUUUGGAGUUUAUAAAUUCUUCCUUAGUGAUGGUCAUGAUUCUCCUCCACCAUAUUCUGAGUAUACUCCAUAUUCCCAUCGUUAUCAGAGAUUCACCGACUCUGCAGGACCCCCUCCUGCAGGCUUUAAGUCUGAGUUCACAGGACCACAUGGUGCAACUUCUGGUUUCGGCAGUGCUUUCACUGGACAACAAGGACAUGAAAAUUCAGGACCAGGGUUCUGGACUGGCUUGGGAACUGGAGGAAUAUUAGGAUAUUUGUUUGGCAGCAACAGAGCAGCAACACCCUUUUCUGACUCGUGGUACUACCCAUCCUACCCUCCCUCAUACUCCAGCACGUGGAAUAGUCGUGCUUAUUCACCACUUCGCGGAGACCCAGGAAGCUAUUCAUCGUGUUCAAGCUCAGAGCCAAGAACCAGAACAGCAUCAGGAUAUGGUGGUACCAGAAGACGAUAAGAAAGUAAAAAGUUGGGGUGAAACACUGGAUGCAAAACUUCUGAUUUUUCAUCACUUUCUCUUAUAAAAUGUGCCCCUUGCUAACAACUAGGGAAAGGGAAUAUGCAAAAGUUCUGUGGUGUUUUGUCCUGUUUUGUGUUCUGUUAUUUGAGGCUAGGAGUUGACAUAUGACAAAAUGCUUAUCUAGAGAAUCAUAUGUUUGUGUAACAUGCAGAUGUAUAUUAGUUUUUGAAAGUGAUGACUACUGUAGAAUGCUGAGAAUGUAUUGUGUGAUUUCUGACACCUGUGAUGCCAUAAGAAGCAUUAAGAAUGAAGGCUUUAUACCAAUAGACACUGAGUACAGAAAUUUUCAGUCUUAAGUGGUUUUAGUUGUUGAUUCAUUACAUCAUAGAAGCGAUAAUAAUCUAUUUGGUAUGUGUUAUUGGGUGUUUGCUGUUCUUCAAACAUUUAAACCAAACUUUGGACUACUAAUUAUACUUCCCUGUGUGUUUUGAUCACUUCUGAGCUCAGGAGCUUUGAACCUGUCAGUGGUGUGUGGGGUUCUGGUAAGUGAGAACUACCUUUUUAGGAAAAGGUAAAAAAUAAGUAUCUAGAAGGUUGUUGUGAAUGGCAGUGUGCUGACAAAAAUGCUUGAAGCCUCCAUAUUCAUUUUUUUAAGAAGUUCAAGUGCUUCAGCAAAGGUUUUCUAAUAACAGAAGCAUGUAGUUCUCUGUGGAAUCUCAGAUAUUGUAGCAGUCUGUGUCAAUCUUACAUUAAAAUGACAGAAAAAAUAAAAACAAACAAAGGGUUUUAUUCUUUCUUUU
Messenger RNA from Mesoplodon densirostris (Blainville's beaked whale), 2033 nucleotides. It is a transcript of the gene SARAF, whose product is annotated as store-operated calcium entry associated regulatory factor. Gene Ontology annotation, cellular component: endoplasmic reticulum membrane. The transcript has 6 exons. Gene Ontology annotation, biological process: regulation of store-operated calcium entry. The record is from RefSeq and is a predicted model, not a curated record. Bases 220 to 1230 code for a protein of 336 amino acids. NCBI's taxonomy places the organism in Eukaryota, Metazoa, Chordata, Mammalia, Artiodactyla, Ziphiidae.